Paramuricea clavata is the source of this 458-nucleotide messenger RNA. The record is from the annotation of a GenBank genome assembly. NCBI's taxonomy places the organism in Eukaryota, Metazoa, Cnidaria, Anthozoa, Malacalcyonacea, Plexauridae.
AUGUCUAAGAUUGUUGACAAAAAGCUACUGGAAUUAACUGGGAAAAUAAAAGCAUUGAACUUUGCGAUCAAAAAGUCUGACGAAGUUAUUGAUUCUACUAAAACCGAGGUUUUAACGCGACAAAUUAGUUCAAUAACGAACCGAAUUCAAGCAAUAUAUGCCUUAAAGGAGGAAAUAGAGGAGAUCAAAUUUACCGACAACGAUUCUGAGGAAAAUAUACGAGACUGGGCUGAGGAAGUCGAGUCGAGAAUUAGCGAAGCAGAUAACAAAGUAAGUGAAAUACGAGAGCGUUUGAAUGAGAUUAAAGAAACAGAGAGAGCAGCAGCCGAAGAAACCGAACGCGUUGCCAUAGAUAUCAAAAGACAAAAACAACUUGAAUUCGAGAAACAAAAGUUCGAGCUAGAACAAGCAGCGAAGGAUGAAGAACGAAAGCGGGAAUUGAAGCACAAAACUGAACU